AAUAAAAGUGUUUUGUAUUUUCACAUAAAGUGAUGUUAUUAUUAGCGAUGAUUAUCUCGUUUUGAUCGCACUUUCAUCACUCAAAUCACUUCCACAAGAGUUUGUCCGCCGAAUCAUGUCUUCAUUCAACGCCUGUUCCUCUCCUUUACGACCGGUUCCGCAGUUCUUCAACGACUGCAACGCUUUCACCACAAAAAAGGCCCGCUUCAACUCGACUCCGUGCCCGAAGAAGGUGCCGCCCCGACCGCCGUCCAAGACUGUUCCACCCGUCAGCCGAUUCUUCAGGCGACCCAACCAUCAAACCGCUCACGCCAUCAGUUUCAUGGAAAACAGCGACUCUUCUCUGAGCAAACAUUACGACUCGACUCGUGAGGAAUCGUAUUUCGAGCAGUGCUUUGUGGUGGAGAAGAAGAUAGGAAGCGGUUCUUUCGGUGAUGUGUUUAAAGUGAAGAGUCUGGAAGACGGCCGCUAUUACGCCAUUAAGAAGUCUCGCGAGAGAUUCAAAGGCAAGUCAGACCGCGAGAGGAAGUUGGAGGAGGUGUGCAAACACGAGCAGUUGCCCAAACAUCCCAACUGUGUCCGACUCUUCAAGGCCUGGGAGGAGCGACAGUACCUCUACAUACAGACCGAGUUGUGUGAGACCAGUCUCAGUGACUUUGCCGAAGUCAAUCACGACAUUCCACAACACAUUGUAUGCAACUAUUUGGUCGAUUUGCUUAAAGCGGUUCGACAUCUACACGAUCACCACUUAAUACAUCUGGACAUUAAACCCGAUAACAUAUUCAUCUCCAGUGACGGUCUCUGCAAAUUAGGCGACUUCGGGCUCGUCCUCGACAUCAGUAAAAACGACAAUAACGAGGCCACUGAAGGCGAUCCCAAAUAUUUAGCCAAAGAGCUAAUGUCCGGUCACUUCACAAAAGCGGCCGAUAUAUUCAGUUUAGGCAUAACUAUACUGGAAAUAGCCUGUGAUUUAGACCUGCCGUCCGGUGGCGAAGGUUGGCAUCAGCUGAGAGACGGCAGAGUUCCUGACAAACUGCUCACCGGAAUUAAUGGUGAAUUAAGUCUAAUAAUAAAGGAUAUGAUGAAUCCGGACUAUAGGCUGAGGCCGUCGGCGAACCAACUGUUAAGCCAUCCAUUCAUUCGCCGAAUCGAUCGCUCGCGUCGUUGGAAAUUAAAGGGCAAAAGAAGCGUGAAGUUAGCGAAAACAUUACUUAAUUGGUUUUUGCAGUAUUUUAUGAAGACUUUUAUCUUAAUUUGUUAUCCAUUCACAUAUUUAUACCAAACCAUCACAAGAAGGCCGCCCAUUGAAACGCCCCUCAAGUCUCCAAACAAUUCAUACAAUUUAAUACAAAACGAAUUCGACAACUAUUCAGACGACGACUUGUUUGACGCAAGUUCUGUCUCUCUUAAUAAUUCACAUUCAGACAAAUCAUCAGUCAGUGAUGACCUGCUCUAUGAGAACCAAAAUCACCGUAAGUUCUGUUCGACAACUGUUAUACACAGACAUCGGCCAGUGUUUGACCACACAUUCACAUCGCCUUCAUUUACGCCGAGUUCGCCGAUUCAGCGCUUUUAUAACUCGACUCUCGCCGACAGUCCAACGCUGUUGAGAGAACCGGUGGUUCGCUCCAAACCAGUCAUUAGCCAGAAACUCAAUUUUGACGAUCAAUCAGACGAAGAGUCAGACGAUUGCGAUAACAAAUCACAUUCAAUUGGACCCAAAAAUCUUAUGAAUACAUUUGACGACGAAUUCGACAACUAUUCAGACGACGACUUGUUUGACGCAAGUUCUGUCUCUCUUAAUAAUUCACAUUCAGACAAAUCAUCAGUCAGUGAUGACCUGCUCUAUGAGAACCAAAAUCACCGUAAGUUCUGUUCGACAACUGUUAUACACAGACAUCGGCCAGUGUUUGACCACACAUUCACGUCGCCUUCAUUUACGCCGAGUUCGCCGAUUCAGCGCUUCUAUAACUCGACUCUCGCCGACAGUCCAACGCUGUUGAGAGAACCGGUGGUUCGCUCCAAACCAGUCAUUAGCCAGAAACUCAAUUUUGACGAUCAAUCAGAUGAAGAGUCAGACGAUUGCGAUAACAAAUCACAUUCAAUUGGACCCAAAAAUCUUAUGAAUACAUUUGACGAAAUGGAAAACAAUGAAUUCAGUGAUUGUUAAGUGCCUUAAAUGCCUCACAAAUAGUCGUGUUUUUACUUUUUUGAAUGUUUAUCUGUAUUUGACAUGAAUUUGUAUUUUUAUUACAUUUUUGAUUGCAUUUCAUUCAUCUUCUCAUUACAUACACCGAUAC
Molecule: messenger RNA, 2300 nt
Organism: Medioppia subpectinata
Lineage: Eukaryota; Metazoa; Arthropoda; Arachnida; Sarcoptiformes; Oppiidae
Source: the annotation of a GenBank genome assembly